Messenger RNA from Geodia barretti, 3540 nucleotides. Lineage: Eukaryota; Metazoa; Porifera; Demospongiae; Tetractinellida; Geodiidae. The record is from the annotation of a GenBank genome assembly.
GGGGUGGGGCUCGAGCACACACAGAUGGACAGCGUUCAUGGGACGAAGACGGUGCGCCUCCAGCGCAAGAAGACUGGACUAGACUUCAGCGUGAAGGGUGGAAAAGAGCACGGCAUUCCCAUCGUAGUAUCGUGGAUCAAGCCUAACGGAGCGGCAGCAAAGCAGCUACGACUGGGAGAUGUGAUUCUGGCCGUGAACGGCCACUCCCUGCAGGGAGCUAGCCACGGAGAGGCCGUUCAGCGACUGAAACAAGCCGGGUCAACUGUUCUCCUCAGAAUAAAACCAAACCAAGUCCUUCAAGAUGUGUUUUUCGAUGAAUGGAGAAGGUCCUCCUCCAGAGACAGAGGGAGAGGCAGACAUUGUAGCUGACUCCCUCGAGCCAGGCCAAGUUCAUGAGGGACCACUGCCACCAGGCUGGGAGAGAAAGACUGACGUACGCACUGGCAGACCCUACUAUGAAAAUCAUCAUACAGAGACGACGUCGUGGAUUGACCCUCGCUCACUGAGACCAGUCCCUCUGGAGGACUUCCACUGGAAGACUCUGCCUCCAUCCUGGGAGAGACAACUGACUGAUAGUGGCGACGUCUACUAUGUCUGUCACGACACCCAGACCACACACUGGGACAGCCCCAGGGGGCUCCGACUGAUCAAACAACUGAAGGAGCUGACUGCCUUUCUACAACAUCAGAAACAUCUUAUAAAGGAAAAAGAAGAGGAAUUGACGAAAAAGAGAGAACUUCUUCUUGAGAAGAACACGACACUUGCAUCUCUACCCACCUCCUCACAGCAAGUGACAACUGUCGACACACUCCAAUUGGAGCCCACUGAACCCAUCGACAUUGAGGAAGAAGGGGUGGAGCCUGGGUUGAGUGUGGGGGAAUCCCCCGACGAUGUAAUCAAUGACAUCAUGUCACUAAAUGAGGAAGUUGAAGUGAUGAACGACGAAGUGUCCGUUGUUCGCAGUCAACUGAAGAAACUGGCCGACAUUGUUGGCCACGCCCAGUACGAGGAUAUCGGGGAAGAAGACGAACAUGAAGCAGCUGCAAAACUCUCAGUAGAUCUAUCAUCUGAGUACCUCCAUUUCAAGUCAGUGGAAUCGAAACUCCACGAGAUUAUCCAAUCGUUGGAGGAGCUGCGGCAGAAACGAGGUUUCUCCAGUACACCUCUCCCCUACAUGAUGCAGCUGCCGCCACUGAGGGUGGGGGAGGGGGCGGGGCAGGAGGCGUGGCUUCACACCCUGCCAGACAGGCUGACAGGGAAGACAAACUGUGAGAUGAGAGUUGAGAGAUGUCUCCUACGAGAGAUGAUAAAGUACACUGAGGAACUGCAACAGAGACUAGCUACCAUGUAUGGUCGUGCGAUGACAUCACACGGAAGUGGGUGGAGUCAAGUUCUGGAGGAGCUGUCGGCUCUGGACUUCACACCUCUCCAGGACCAGUGGCUCCUGGAAGGAUCGUCCCUCCAGGAAAAGCUGGACAAAUUUGUUCCUCAAGACUGAGUUCCCAGCCAAUAGUCGCCAGCUUGUGUGCCACUCUCACUAUUAUGUUAGUAAUAAUUGUUCCUGUCAACCAAAUCACAGAUGAUAUAUAUGAUGAUAUAAAAACUCACAAACAAACGAAAUAAGUGUAGUUUGCAAUUACUACGUGUCGUCUUGUAGUAAAGGAAGUAGAGAGCCGCGGCGAGGACGAUUAGGUGCAGGGGGAGCAGCGAACUCCACUGCACUCUGAGUUCUGAGAAGCUGCCACCUCUUUCCCGACUUUCUCCUCCCCGAGGGACGUGUGUGUGCCUGAAUCCAACUGUUGAAGAAGUCAAUUUUGUUGUGUAUUGCCUCACUCCUUUUGAGUGGGGGGUGGACGGGUAAGGAGGGGGAUGUGGGCACCGGGCUCUCGCUCUUUCGCCGGACCUCUCUCCCUCUCCUCCCCUCCUCCUCCUCCACCUCGAAAUCAUUCUGACUUGCCUCGCUGAGAUCAGACAACUUUCUGUGGAUAUAGUCGUCGUCGUCUCUGGAAACCUCUGACAUCUUAGUCCCGCUGUCAACGCUGCGAUUCGAACAGUCCGAUAUCUUUCUCGCAGGAGAAUUAUCGGGUGUGUCUUCGGCGCAGUCGGAUCCUUCUUCCCCUCCUCCGUCUUCCUCCAACUCCACUCUCAGUCCUCCUCCUCCGACCGUCAGCAAUCGCGGUUGCACCGUCUCCCCCUUCCUCCUCAUCUCACGCCAACUCUUAAAGUAAUGCCUCUCCUCUUUCCUUCUCUGUCUCCGUUUCUCUUCUCCCUCUUGGUCGGACAUCUCGCUCCCCUCGAAGCUGCUAUACAGCGAAUCCUCUGCCGCUUCUUCUCUCAGUGGGCUCAUAGUCGAUAGAGAAUCGCGGUCGCUUCUCUCUCUCCUGAUUUCCUGAAGAGAACUUUUCCCUAAAUGACUGGUGAUUGGACACCUCAACGAAAACGAGCUACCCUCGGGUGUGGCUGAGCUUGUCAGGUCUGGUUUUUUAUUUGUUGUUUCGAUUGGCGACUGAGGCUGUGAUAGUGUCACCGGGGGGAGAGAGAGAAAAGGGCUUUCGGGCGUUACAGAUCGAUCGCUGAAGUUUCCAAUCUCGUCCAGGGAUCUUCCUUUCAGGAGCACCUUUGUUAGUCCUCUCCUUCCUGGCUGCGUCGACUCCCCGGCUUCCCUGUGGAUGGGGGAGGAGUUUGUCGAUGCCGCGGUGACCGAAAUAUCGGGCACCGGGACAAGAAGCCGCUGUCCCGGGCCGUCGUCCCCUAUACCGAUGUCUGGAAUCACCGUGGAAGCCGUGUCGUCUCCGCCACGUGACUGAAGAGUCGAAGAAGAGCUGGUAGAAGAUGAACACGACAGAGGUCUUCGAGGGGGAAUUAUUGCAGGGACUUCUGGGUCGUCUUGGCUUAGAGUCGGCACGGUCAGAAGUGAGGCAAAUUUCGCAGCUGGGCUCGGCGGCGGGGAGGAGCGACGUGCUCCGAUCGACAGAAAAGGGGUGGGGUGGGUACAGAGGUCGUACCCCGGUACCAGAUCCUCUGAGAAUGGAACGGUGACGGGUGUGGGUUUUGACUUGGCCGAGUUCUCCAGGAGAAAGUAGCAGGGGAUGGGAUCGGGGACAUUCUUGAACUCCAUGGAUCCACGGUAGGUGAACGAGAACUGGGGGUUGUGUUUCAGAGGCUGGAUGGAAGAGAGAAAUCGCGGCAGAUGAAAAGAUGGAAAGUUAGAGUGUUAUCUGACCACUUUUGUUUAAAUCAGGAAACAUAUUCUUGGUGGGCGAGCGGAGUGCAAGCCUAUGUCAACAGAAUAGGAGCUGCAUGUGCAAGGGAAGUUAUCAUGUGACAGCAUUGGAAUAAUGACGCACUUCUGAUGACUACAUAGGCCUAUUUCACUUGAUUGCAGAACAAGAAAAUAAGUUUUUAUGGCAUUCGUUGUGUUAGUGCCUUGCAAUUAUAUGUGAGUUGAAAUUGGAGAGAUAUAGAGUUGAUGAGGUGGGAAAGUUGAGCAGGGACAGCAUGUAGAGGAAAGGGCGUGUAGAGAAAGAAGAGAGGGUGAGG